Brassica oleracea var. oleracea is the source of this 2349-nucleotide messenger RNA. RefSeq names its product pentatricopeptide repeat-containing protein At3g46790, chloroplastic. NCBI's taxonomy places the organism in Eukaryota, Viridiplantae, Streptophyta, Magnoliopsida, Brassicales, Brassicaceae. The record is from RefSeq and is a predicted model, not a curated record. Bases 125 to 2101 code for a protein of 658 amino acids. Gene Ontology annotation, molecular function: protein binding; zinc ion binding; RNA binding. The transcript has a single exon. Gene Ontology annotation, biological process: RNA modification.
ACUAGUGGUGGCAUCGGCAAGUUCGCACCCCUCUCUUCUCUUUCAUCGAUUCGAUAGAGCGGUCGCGAAACUUUUAUGUUUUCCUUUUUGCAAAAAAUUCCGGGAAAAUAUUAGUCACCGGAAAAUGUUCCUAUCUCAUCCUCCUCAAGCUAUACAACCGACUUGUUAUACCGUCAAUUUCUUGCCUCGCUCUUCUUCGAAACCACCGUCGUAUUCCGUUGCCUUUUACAAUCAUUCGACAACCUCCGCCGCGGGAGCUAAAAUCUCAAACAAUCAUCUAAUCCAGUCGUUGUGCAAAGAGGGUAACUUAAAACAGGCGCUUCGCCUCUUGUCUCAGGAACCAAGCCCCCCUAGUCAACAGACUUACGAGCUUCUGAUUCUCUGCUGCGGUCGUCGAAGCUCUCUCCCCGAUGCUCUACGUGUUCAUCGGCACAUUCUGGAUAAUGGGUCUGAUCAAGAUCCUUUUUUGGCCACGAAGCUUAUCGGUAUGUAUUCAGACUUAGGCUCAGUUGAUUAUGCACGCAAGGUGUUCGAUAAAACGCGUAAGAGAACUAUAUACGUAUGGAACGCUUUGUUCCGAGCUCUUACGUUAGCGGGUCAUGGAGAAGAAGUGUUGGGUCUGUACUGGAAGAUGAAUAGGAUUGGAAUUGAAUCAGAUAGGUUCACUUACACUUACGUUCUCAAGGCUUGUGUCACAUCAGAAUGCACUGCGGAUCAUCUAGCGAAAGGGAAAGAGAUUCACGCACAUCUUACCCGACGGGGAUACAAUUCGCAUGUUUACAUCAUGACUACAUUGUUGGACAUGUAUGCUCGAUUUGGCUGUGUGGAUUAUGCUAGCAAUGUAUUUAAUGGGAUGCCUGUUAGAAAUGUGGUGUCCUGGAGCGCGAUGAUAGCCUGCUAUGCAAAGAACGGGAAGGCUUUCGAAGCUCUGAAGACUUUCCGCGAAAUGAUGACAGAAACCGAAGAUUCAUCCCCGAAUUCUGUGACUAUGGUGAGUGUGCUUCAAGCUUGUGCUUCGCUUGCGGCUUUAGAGCAAGGGAGAUUGAUUCAUGGGUACAUACUCAGGCGUGGGCUUGACUCCAUAUUGCCUGUGAUCAGUGCUCUUGUGACAAUGUAUGGUAGAUGCGGUAGGCUCGAAGUGGGACAAAGAGUAUUUGAUCGGAUGCGUGAGCGUGAUGUUGUAUCCUGGAACUCCCUGAUAUCAAGCUAUGGCGUUCACGGAUAUGGAAGGAAAGCAAUUGAAAUAUUCGAAGAGAUGCUGGCCAAUGGGGCUUCCCCAACUCCUGUAACAUUUGUCAGCGUUCUGGGAGCUUGCAGCCACGAGGGACUUGUUGAAGAAGGAAAAAGAUUGUUUGAGUCAAUGUCGAGAGACCAUGGGAUUAAACCCCAAGUCGAGCAUUAUGCUUGUAUGGUUGAUCUGUUAGGUCGGGCGAAUAGGUUAGAGGAGGCAGCGAAGAUGGUACAAGACAUGAGGAUUGAGCCAGGGCCUAAGGUUUGGGGUUCCCUUCUCGGGUCUUGUAGAAUUCACGGUAACGUUGAGCUGGCUGAGCGUGCGAGUAGAAGGCUAUUUGCUCUUGAGCCGAAAAAUGCAGGGAACUAUGUGCUGUUGGCAGACAUUUACGCUGAAGCUCAGAUGUGGGAUAAGGUUAAGAAAGUGAAGAAGCUUCUAGAAUACCGAGGACUGCAGAAACUGCCUGGUCGGUGCUGGAUGGAAGUGGGGAGGAAAAUGUACUCGUUUGUCUCGGUGGAUGAGUUCAAUCCUCUAAUGGAACAGAUUCAUGCUCUCUUGGUUAAGUUAGCAGAAGAUAUGAAGGAGAAAGGGUACAUACCGCAGACCAAAGGCGUUUUGUAUGAUCUUGAGACGGAAGAGAAAGAGCGGAUAGUGCUGGGACACAGUGAGAAACUGGCGUUGGCGUUUGGGCUGAUAAAUACAGCGAAAGGAGAACCUAUAAGGAUCACCAAGAACUUGCGUUUGUGUGAGGACUGUCACUUGUUUACAAAGUUCAUCUCAAAGUUUAUGGAAAAGGAGAUUUUGGUUAGAGAUGUGAACCGGUUUCAUCGGUUUAAGAAUGGUGUUUGUUCUUGUGGAGAUUACUGGUGAUACUUUGGGGACUUUAUACGUUUGCUUAUGAAUAAUAAGCAAGGGAAGGAGACAUGUCGACUUGAGCUCCCUCUUUGACCUAAUCAGGCCAAAGAAAUAACAAACAGGUGAGGCUUAAUAAAAGUUUCAUGUAAUAUAUGCCAACAAUAUCUGUUGGGGAUCAUGAUUGUUAUAGCAUACAUAUUUGUAUUUUAGCGGCUGGAAUAAAGUUUCAAAGACAGCUGGUCUUAAACGAAUUGGUUUAGGAA